Molecule: messenger RNA, 868 nt
Organism: Drosophila simulans
Lineage: Eukaryota; Metazoa; Arthropoda; Insecta; Diptera; Drosophilidae
Product: 3-oxoacyl-[acyl-carrier-protein] reductase FabG
Exons: 1
Coding region: 31-786 (251 amino acids)
Molecular function (GO): oxidoreductase activity
Source: RefSeq, a predicted model, not a curated record
GCCAGGCCACUCCGACUCCAGUGUUUCAAGAUGAGUCUCAGCAACAAGGUGGUGAUCGUGACGGGAGCUAGCAGCGGAAUUGGUGCCGCCAUCGCCCAAGUUCUGGCUCGCGAAGGUGCCACUUUGGCGCUGGUGGGUCGCAAUGUGGCCAAUCUGGAGGCCACGAAGAAGAGCCUGAAGGGCACGCAGGCGGAAAUCGUGGUGGCCGAUGUGACCAAGGAUGCGGACGCGAUUGUCCAGCAAACGUUGGCCAAGUUCGGACGCAUCGACGUGCUUGUCAACAAUGCCGGCAUUCUGGGCAAGGGUGGCCUCAUCGAUUUGGACAUCGAGGAAUUCGACGCGGUGCUCAAUACCAAUCUGCGUGGUGUCAUUCUGUUGACCAAGGCGGUCCUCCCGCACCUCCUGAAGACCAAGGGAGCCGUGGUCAACGUAAGCAGCUGUGCCGGCAUUCGUCCCUUUGCCGGAGCACUGAGCUAUGGAGUUUCAAAGGCCGCCCUCGAUCAGUUCACCAAGAUUGUGGCCCUCGAAAUGGCGCCUCAGGGUGUGCGCGUGAACUCGGUGAAUCCCGGCUUCGUGGUGACCAACAUCCAUCGGAACAUUGGCAUCGUCGACGAGGAGUACAACGGAAUGCUCCAGCGGGCCAUCAAUUCGCAUCCCAUGGGCCGUGUGGGAGACGUCACCGAAGUGGCCGAGGCAGUGGCCUUUUUGGCCAGCUCCAAGGCGAGUUUCACCACCGGCGCCCUCUUCCCCAUCGAUGGUGGCAAGCACAAUCUGACGCCUCGUUAAGCGUGCUCCCCGUAAUUACGUUUCCUCCAUCAUUUUUUCCCAUCCUUUUUUUUUUCAAUAAAUAAGUAGUGACCACAAUGAA